GAUCUCUGGUUCAAAUUACAUCACUCCCUCAGGCUAAAGAGGAGAGCUGAACUCCCUGCCGCUCCAUGUUGAUUCGUCGAUUCGUGAUCGUCUGCAAUGGUGCCGUGCCGCCUGGUGUCUCGAUGUAUUCCGACGCUCUUCAAUCCACAAUUUGAUUCUUCUCUCGCGAAGUGAGGGAAUCGAGGCAAGCUAUAAAAGCGCAAAAGGCCUUCCUCAAAGCUUAGUCAACGCUUAUCCGACUUAAAAUCCUCUUGGAGUCCACCCCUCGUCCCAACCUGCUCCCUACGUACAUACAUAUACAAGAGGAGCUUAACAAUCUGGGGAAAGGUCCAAAUCCUAGUCCUUCCUAUCCUCAGCUUCCUCAGGUUUCCCCCAGCCUGAAUCUUUUCCUCCAAAUAUUUGAGACUCACAGACACCGGCAGCGAACACACCCGUAGACAAGCUGCUGUUGAGCCUCGACCUUAGAAAACUUGGGCCUGUUACGGAUUCUCAGAUUCCCUAUUGUUCCCUUUACGCUCGCUUCCCUCACUUGUUCCUUUUUCGAGGCUCAUACCACGUUCCCUCCACCGCCGCCACUGAGCUCUCGUUGUAUUUUGUUUAUUGACUACAUUUGUUGACUCCAUUGUAUACGUUACUGCGCCCAUUCCACCACUGGCAAACAGCCUUGUAGCCACUAGUUCCGUUAGCGUUCACCAAACAGGAACUGGUACUCAAUAAAACCUAAAACCCCGAUGGCAUCAUCAUUUGUUCCGUCUAAGUCUCGCCCCCCUCAUUACCAACCUAUUCUCCACUCGAGAUAUCCAUCGCCUCACUUCAACUCUAAGAAGCCCGUGGGUCUUGUUGAUCAGACCUCCAUUGCGAAUCCCCGUCAUUUUUCAGAAUCUUUGGUGACAAGCCUCAUGUCCCCUCCCGGAUGUUCCCCUGCCACCCCCACUGGUCCGAACUCCCUUCAAGAUCGGCUUGCCAAACUCGAAGCAUCCUUGCCCGCUAUCCAUGACGCUUAUCAACGGGAAAUAUCGAUUUUGCGUACGGAGGUGGAGUCCCUCAAGGGUUUGCUCGUCCCUAAGCCUUCCCUAAACAAGAACGCCCCACCAUUCGUCCCCGGACCGGCACCCAUGACUCCUCCCACUCCGGUUGACUUCAAGAGGCCUUCGCCCCUCGUACUGGUGGCUCCCGAUUCAGAUACACCUUCAUCGAUCACUCCUCCCGGCAUGACACCUUUUGACCUCUUACCUCAACAUGAGCAAAUAUAUUCCUUAUCCCAACAAGUCAACGUGCUCUCGACCACGAUGUCUCAACUUCUCACCACUCUUCUAGCUACCCCUAAUGGACCCGUCACGCCAAACCUCUCACUUCCGUUGAUCAACGCGCGCAUCACCUCGCCAUGUGGUCCGAAUGGUACUCCGUCAUCACCUCCGGUAUCGCUCUACCCUAGCAAUUCGGGCCCCGUCUCGCACGGGAACAAAGCCAACGCUCCACAGCCACCUCUUGGGCGAGCCGGACAGCGUCAUCCAGGAAACUUGACCAUUUCCCCGCCAUUGCCUUCUCCGCUCCCUCCGAACAACAAUCCAACUGAUUCCCAACUGGGUGCCUCCCAGCCGCGUCCCAACGCUCAUCUCCGACUAAGGCUAUUUUCGCCAACUGCUUGCCAAACACCUGUGUCUUCUUCGGCUCCCAUGAGUCCUCUGUCUCAUGAUACCUUAACAGGUCCCUGUGCCGCGUCUCCUGUCAACUCCUUAGCGGGCAAAUGGGAACAGUUGGGUAUCGGCGGCGAUGUCCUCCGCGCAAUCGUACGAUUUGGAGUUGGCCCCCCCUCCAAGACACAACAGAAAUCGAUCCCCAAUAUGCUGCUUGGGAAAGAUCUCAUAUCUCAAUCCAACCCUAUUCAAGAGCGUAUCCAAUCGUACAUCAUUCCGGCUUUACAACUUAUUGUGAAUGAGAUGAAUGGGCAUGCGAAUAUCUCCAACGGCCAAGUAUCUACCAAAUGUACCAUUUCCGCUCCCGUCAAAUGUAACGGAAGCGUCAAAGUCUUGGUAAUAGCCGCCACUCUUGACGAAGCCGCCCAAGCUCAUCGCCUCGCUCGUGGCAUUGCCGCUCUGCUUCCUCAUCCACCCAAGAUCGUACAUUGCGGUGCCUCGCAGUCUAACGACCUCACGGAACCAUUAGGAGCCGCUCAACAUGCGGAACCUCAUCUGCUGAUUGGCACUCCCUCCAAGCUUUUGGACCCCGUCAAUGGUCUUCGUGGCUACACCUUCGAUGCAAGCUCGUUCAUUUGCGUUAUCCUGGAUGAAAUGGAUCAAUUACUUGCGCGUAACCUCUCCGACAUGGUGACAAGUUUGAUGACGUUCUUGCCCUCCAAUUCUUCGGCGGUGCCUCCCAAUUCUUCCGAAACCAGCCAACAAAAUCCACCAUCGCUUUCAACCAAACGUGACGCAGAUAUCAGCACCUCUCCUCCUAGUUCAACUGGCGCGUCUGAAGAGUGGGCUCCUGCCCAACAUCGCCAAUCGCCUCAGAACUCAGUCGCCUCUUCGAUUUGUAGCAGUGAUGGUAGGAUGGCCGUCACUGGCCGCCAAACUUGUAUAUUCAGCUGCACGGUCCCUCAAGAUGUGCUCGCCUACGCGCGCUCGUUGAACCUGCGUGUCAAGGUAAUUGUUCGUCACGAAGAAAGUAACACUUCGGCAGCUUCACCCAUGACAUGGUUCCAGCGGCUCGACAACUCAUUACUCACCAAGUUUGGUAAAGCGGCGCGCGAGUCGUCCUACGACGCCAGAGCUCAGUCGAUGAAGGUCUUGGUCGUAUAUGAUGUGCUUGCCAAGACACUGGCCGACAUCUCCAAAGAUCAACCCAGUAUCGUCAUCAACUUCGAACUACCUCGUGCAGUUGAGGACUACAUUCACAGGGCUGGCUGUAUAAUCAGCAUCAUGAAUGGAUCUCAAGGUCGAAGGGCAAGUGCCUCGAGCAACAGUCAUGACGCUGCGCUGAUCAAUCUUGUGCAUGCGGGUAGUGAAAUAGACACUAUCAAGUCAAUCGAAAGCUUUUAUCGAUGCAAAAUUCACGAACUUCGGGGCUCUUCCAGCACAUCCAGCUCGCUCCUCAACGUCUGAAUACCCCUCAAGGCCGCUUCGAUCGGCGGCGAGGCUUAUGCGAAACCCCUAUUGUUGUCGCAUGAGUUUAGAAAGUUGCCAGAUUUCCUUUUCACCAUUAUCCUUUAUUAUAGACUCGUCGAUCAUUGUAUCAUGAUUUCAAGUCAGACUAAGAUUCAGCUUUAUGAAUGCAGCUGUUCCCUUACAUUCCCGAGUCCAUUUCAUAUAUCUCAGUAUUUCUGUCAUGAGUUAAUUGUACAAAUGAAGUAUUUUUCCACAUCGUUUUAUGUCUUAAUCUGCUUUGGUUUUUUUGUUUUUAGUUCAGGUUAAACAAGAAAAUACCUCCAAGUUGUUUUGAUUGUAUCUCUUCCUUCUCAAUGUUGAUCGCGCACUCGAAAUGUAAUCAGUUAUCCAAUUUUUUUAUUGGCCCACUCGUAUUUGUUGAUCCCUUUUGAUGAGAUCAAAUUGGAUUGUAGACCAUCAAAAACACCAGCCAUGGUAGACCGCAACGCAGUUUUAG
Molecule: messenger RNA, 3603 nt
Organism: Puccinia graminis f. sp. tritici CRL 75-36-700-3
Lineage: Eukaryota; Fungi; Basidiomycota; Pucciniomycetes; Pucciniales; Pucciniaceae
Exons: 7
Coding region: 732-3104 (790 amino acids)
Molecular function (GO): ATP binding; RNA binding; RNA helicase activity
Source: RefSeq, a predicted model, not a curated record